Venturia canescens is the source of this 5356-nucleotide messenger RNA. RefSeq names its product wings apart-like (gene wapl). NCBI's taxonomy places the organism in Eukaryota, Metazoa, Arthropoda, Insecta, Hymenoptera, Ichneumonidae. The record is from RefSeq and is a predicted model, not a curated record. Bases 832 to 4539 code for a protein of 1235 amino acids. The transcript has 10 exons.
ACACACAAGAGUUUCCCCGAGCGAAGAAGAAUAAAAAAAACAUUCGACAGAUGGCAAAGAUCAUGUUAUGAUUGAGGGCUCACAUUUUAUUUUUAUUUUUUCAUCGUAAUUGAAAGGAGAAGAGUACAGAAAGUAACUAUAGUUCGGAAAAAAAGAAAGAAGAAAAACAGUACAGUAUAUAAAUCGUAACAAAAGUGUGGCGCAAACGAGCGGUUAUAAUUAGACUAGAAAAUGUUAAACGGGUUAAUUCGGAAGAUCGUAAAACGUUGAAAUCCAUGGUUGCAAAGAUUAAAAAAAAAAAACAGAUUUUAUUCGUGCAUCGAGCAGCAGAGCAACUGAGGCGAGAGUGAAUGUGUGUACGUGAGUGAGAGAGAAAAGACGAGUGUAAGAGAGGAAGAGAUAGAAUAGUAACAUGGCGUUUGUUUCUCUCGUAUGUUCCGAAAUAUCUAUUUGGUCAAUUAGCUUUCUACACACGCCCUCGUACAAUUCGUGCCGAAUAUAACGUUAAUCGACAUAAACGGAAAAAAGUAAUUCCAAUUAGAAUUUUGAAAAAGAAAAAAAUAUUAAUCAAAUUCCUCAUCGACCGUAACCCGCGAGUGUUACGACUUAAAUCGUCCCUAUACACAUUAUAACUAUCAACCACGUACAUGUAUAUACAUAUAAACGCGUUGUGUUUAAUACUGGCGUGCUUGGUGAGACGAAAUCACGAAAUUAUGAGGCAAUAUAUCGUAAAUUGUGACUCUUGGAAUGCUAUUUGUUUCGUGAGAUCGUAACAAAGAUAAGAAACAAAAAAAAGAGGAAGGAUUCAAUACUGAGAAAAGUUUUGGAAAAAUGACUUCUCGCAGCUGCACCAAGUCAUACAGUCGAAAGGUGAACACUGUUACACCUGGUAGCAUUCAGUUCGACAAACUCUUCAGGGAAAACAGCAACAGACCCUCUGCUGCUAAGUCAGCUGGUACCGUCGGAAAAUGGGGUAUCACAUCAUUUACAUCCAUCCGAAGUACCAGUAUCAAUGGAAGAAGAGACGAGAUUGUGAAGUCUUUCGGAGCGAAAAGAGCAAAGUUGGACUACGCGAAUCAGAACGCACGCGUAACAACGAUAACGGAUCCGUUUUCGUUUGAGCCAGACCGGGAGACGAAAUCGGAGGCUGCACCGGCUGUGAUUCCAAAACCGAAGAAAUUUUUCAAAAGUCGAAACGCUCCUAGCGUUGCGACGACUGCGGACCAGCCCAAGCUUCAAGAUACGUCAGUUUACAAGCAACAAGUACCUGAUACCUCGCAGUACGUUCGUUCACGAGGUCAAAAGCAAAACGCUCAUUCACAGCAGACGGUUGGUAAGCACCAGCAAUCUCUAUCAAAGGGAGUGUCUUCUCACGCGACAGCAGCGUCACGAAAGAGCAUUAGUGAUGCCCCGAUACUCGAGAAUAGCUCGAGCGAAGCUUCGAAUAACCGGGACGACGGUAAACCGCCGAUAGUAUUGAGAAUAUGUAAGGGUACAGCGAGAUUGCUAUGUCCGGACGUUCAAGAAAAUUUGGAUUCCGAGCCCGAGACAUACAGAAUAACAACACCGCAUUCGAGUCCGUCGAAAAUCGAGCUCGAUCGUAAAAGCUUCAGUCCUGAGAUUGCUUUGAGACAGGACACCAGAACGAGCAACAGUUCGCGCGCCACCUCUCACCACCAGCAACCAAUCGUAACGACUGUUUCUAUACCACUGGACAAUUCUGAUAUGAGAAGAACGACACGCAGUCGAGCUAAGAACCUCCAACAACUCGACUUAGGGCUCACCUCUUCGUUGUCCUCCUCCUCCUCCUCCUCUUCUUCAUCCUCCUCCGUCUCUUUGGUUAAUCCUUCAGCAUCCCAGCAACAACCGCAAACACCAACGACCUCACCAGCACCCCCGACCACACCGAAUUCUCACAGUUCUGGUCUCUCACUGACUCUACGAAAAUCCGUUACCGAUUCGAAUAACACACUCAUAUCGCAUUAUGAUAUUGUAAAGACUGAUUGUACCACGAGUUAUUCGAGCAAGCCGACGAUAGAGCCUCUCAUAGGCCGGGAUCAACCUCUACCAACAACUACUCAAGAGCUCAUCGACAUAUUGUCCAGCGACGCUGACAAUAUGAUGAUCAGAGGAGAAAUUUCGACGUUACCGGUUCAACGCGCGGCAACUCCUCAAGAAGCCAUCGAUAGCGGACCCGACGACGAUGCCGUUCAACAUUGCUGCAUCGAUUUACCAAAUGCCGAACCAGUCCUCGAGCCAGUACGAGAGAUUCCUCCGAUCGAACCUCGACAAGAAACCGAGGUGGAGGAGCCCUCAGAAAAGGAAAUGCAAGUCGAAGCUCCCGUGAUCCCGGCACCCAUGGACGUCGAAACCGCCGCUGCGAAAACACUCGUCGAUCAGGAUUGGUACUCCGGCAGCGACGACGAAAGCGAAGAAGCCGGAGGUCCCGUCGACAAUGAUCAACCCACCAAUGAUCCAAAUCCCGUAGAGGAAGAAUCACAACCUCUCGAAACAUUGUCGAUGAAUCUCGACGCGAAAAAACCAGCGACCAAAAAAGGCAGCAUUUUCAAAAGUCGCUCAACCGGUGCUACCAACGGCAACAAAAGACGAGCCUUGUAUAAACACAAAUGGUGCGAAAGCGACAAAGAAUCUGGAACGCCGGAAAGUACCGGAACUGGCAAUGCUACACCCAACACCGCCAGUGGAUCUCACAGCAACGCUGGUUCCGUUGCUUUCGAAGAAGAAUUCGAAGCCUCGCAACUCACCAGAGUCGUUACUUAUCCCGAAACCGACAUGGAUUUCACCGACCAAACUGAAGCUAUUACCAGUAUAAGAUGUGGCAAAAAAGUCAAAGGAUUCUAUACCGUCGUUAAAAAUGUAAAGAAAGCCCAUCAAAUACAGGAGAGCGGUGAAUUUCAAGAGUUUAACGACGACGUCGAAUAUAUUCUCGAUACGUUGCGGGAAAACAAUCCAAACGCCACACGUUGCCUUUCGGCCAUUAGGCUUGCUAGUAAAUGUAUGGCUCCAGCCUUCAGAAUGCAUGUUCGAGCUCACGGUACGGUGGCCAAAUUUUUCAAAGCUCUUCACGACGCGACCAAAGAUCAGAGCCUCGGAUUAUGCACAGCGACGGUAAUGUUCGUGCUGAGCCAAGACCGUUUGGCGAUGGACUUGGACCGUGAUUGUUUGGAAUUGAUGCUGAGUCUUUUGGAGUCCGAUGCGAGUCACAAAGACGCAUUGGAUGAUUGUGGGCUAAGUCGCGUCGAACUUUUGAAAAACAAGGAAAAAGUACGACAAUUGUGUGCGGAUAUACAAGCCCAAGGACACGCGAAACACCUGAAUCUCGAUAAUAUAACCGUCGGUCAAUUGGCUAUGGAGACAUUGUUGAGUCUGACGUCAAGACGCGCUGGCGAAUGGUUCAAGGAGGAAUUGCGAGAACUGGGUGGACUCGAACACAUUGUCAAAACAAUUAAGGAUUGUCAUCGUCAUAUUAACGCGAGCGAAGUUACAAGAGCCGGCUGGUCAGAACCGUUGCUCGACAAACUUCGCAAAGUUGAUAGGUGCUUGCGCGUACUCGAAAAUGUGACUCACAUGAAUGAGGAGAACCAAGUUUAUUUGUUAAAAUACGGAGACGGGAUAAUGGUCAGUACACUAGCAAGUCUCUAUCAUCUUUGUGGCCAAGAAAUACCGAUUUAUCCAACGAUUGAUCCGGCUGACAAAACAUCAACCGGAGCUGUCGUUCGAGAAUGCCUUUUCGCUAUUAUUAAAGUUCUCAUCAAUUUAACGCAUCGCUUUAAUCGACAAUCUUUCGGGAGCAAAUCAGUUGGUGCUCAAACGGGCGUCGUUGAUUGCAGUCUUAAUCUUUUGCUACGAUUGCCCGAGUCGUUGCCGGACGAGAAACGGUUCGAUCUGAUGAUGUUGGCUCUGAUACUUCUUAUUAAUCUCGUCGAACAGUGCGACGACAACAAGAAACUUCUCAUCGAAUCAAAAGCACCGCCUUAUCUCGAGAAUUUGUUCGACACUGAUGAUAGUGGCGUCGAGGCGCUAAUAGAACUAUUCUACAAACAAGAAGAACUCGCCCGUGCCGAGGAACAGAAAACCGAUGCGAUUCUUGAUGGGAAAAAAGAUUCGGAACAAACCGAAACAGUUUCCACAACCACUAAAUCGCAAGAAGAGUUCAUUGAAGAAACCGUUACCAAAUUGUUACAGAAAGCUGGUCGUCAUAUGGAACACACAUUGAUCGGGGCUUACGUCGUACUUCUUCUCGGAUAUUUAGUGAUGGAUAACAAGGAAUAUGAAUCUGCAGUCCGUAGUAUGCUGCCUGAAAACAAUUUCGGGACAAUGGUGACCGUUUUACAAAAAUUCUUCAACUUUAUGAACCUUACGGCAUCGAAUGAAGCGAGUAGCUGCGGUAUUGCUGCAACGGACAAGGUGAUCAAGUUCCUAAAGUUAUCAGAUGCCAGAGCUGAAGAAGAGAAAAACGAGCUGCCGCUGCCGGCAUUGGAAGAAUCGAGUAUAAUGCUCGACCUCUCGUCGUCUUGAUCGCAACUAGAUAAAUUUACGUACGAGAUGCAUCCGCGAUGAGAAAAGUAAAAAAAUCAGACGCGAAAAUAGAGAGCCAAAGCUGCACGUGUCCAACAAAAAAGAAAAGGAGAUAAAAAAAAGGCGAAAUCCCUUCAUCGCAGUGUGGACGGACCUGUUUCAUAAUGAACACAUAUUUUGAUAUAUAUUUAUUCAUUUACAUAAUUUAUUGCUGUAUUUUUUCAUUAUUAUCCCAAUUCUCUUUUCCUCCGCCCAAAAAACUCGAUGUAUUCGCUCUUGAUUACAGCAGACACUUUAUCAGCAUUAAGUUUUUAGUUUGUUACUUAAGUAGUCGUUCGGAAUUAUAGAAAUACUUUUUAGGCGCGGCUGCAAACCAAUUAAACCGAAAGUUUUUUCUCUCACAAGUGCCCAAUGACACAUGAUCAAUUGAAUGCUCGAGUUUAAGCGAGGGGGGGCACUGAAAUCGCGUGAUAUCACGUUUCAUUUCAAUGUCUUGCAAAAACGAGAAUCCUCCUUCUAUCCUUUUUAUUUCGCAUUGUGUCGUAGCCAUUUUUUACGUUCAUUUUCAAGCACCCCCGUUUUAUUUUCUUUCAUUAUUGACGAUAAGAUGCUCCGACAAAGAAGGAAUAUGCCGCAUUGUAAAUCAGCAAGUCGAAGAUGGAAAAUAAAGAUACAAGGUUCGAGUAUAGCCCAUUGGUUAAUUCGACAUAGUGUUUACGCUGUGCAAGUUUAUUUUAAUAUUAAAUUUAAAAAUUACACUGUAAGCCUUGUAAAUGUAAAUUUAUAAAUUAUAAUUGUACCUUACAUAUGAAAGAAC